This is a messenger RNA of Ipomoea nil (Japanese morning glory), 1376 nucleotides long. RefSeq names its product glutathione S-transferase TCHQD. The record is from RefSeq and is a predicted model, not a curated record. The coding region runs from base 358 to 1164 and encodes 268 amino acids. The transcript has 3 exons. NCBI's taxonomy places the organism in Eukaryota, Viridiplantae, Streptophyta, Magnoliopsida, Solanales, Convolvulaceae. Gene Ontology annotation, molecular function: glutathione transferase activity.
UAAUUUAAUUUAUUGGUCCAGGUGUGGGGGUAAUUACAAAGAAAGUCGGGUCCCCUUUCAAGAUUCUCUUCCACUUUCUAUUUGGAAACUGCUUUUCUCGGCUGUCAAAUUCCCCUAUCUCCACCCCCCUUUGUUAAACCUUUCCCUUUCCACCUUGGGAAUGGUCUUUGUUUAACCGGUUUGUACCUUUGAUCCUCAACUCCAAACUCUGGGUUGUAGUGUUGUACUAUAGAUUUCUCGUAAGUGAGUGGGUGUUAACACCAUAAAGAAACACUAAUUCUGAGAGUAUAUUUCCUGCAUUGCGUUGUGGUUUGUGGCUGAUAUCAGCAAGCGUUGGUGGUCCAUGCUGAUGACAUCAUGCAGCUCUAUCAUCAUCCGUAUUCGUUGGACAGCCUGAAGGUUAGACUUGCAUUGGAAGAGAAAGGGAUCGACUACACAUCACAUCAUGUCAAUCCCAUCACUGGGAAGAACUUGGACACCUUUUUCUUCCGCAUCAAUCCAAGUGCUAAACUACCUGUUUUCCAGAAUGGUUCCCACAUCAUAUAUGAUACUAUCGAGAUAAUUCAAUAUAUAGAAAGGAUUGCGGAGAAAGUGUCUUCUGGUGGCUUUGACUUAAAUGUUAGCAACCAACAAGUUGUGGAAUGGAUGCAUAAGAUUCAAGAGUGGGACCCCAAGUAUUUUACCCUCUACCACGUGCCUGUGAAGUAUCGCCUCUAUGUGUCUAAAUUCUUAAGACGUGUAAUAAUUGCUCGAAUGGCUGAAUGUCCUGACCUCGCAAGUUCUUAUCACCGUAAGCUAAGAGAGGCAUAUGAAACAGAAGAAAAAUUGGGGAAUGCACAAGUAGUGAGACAGAGCGAAGAACAUCUUGUAAAGCUUCUGGACGAGGUAGAAGGUAAACUAAGCGAAGCAUCUUAUCUAACCGGGGAGGAGUUCAGUUUGGCAGAUGUGAUGCUCAUCCCUAUUCUAGCUCGGUUACAAGUGUUAAACUUGGAGCUUGAGUUCAUCAAUACAAGACCUAAUCUAUUUGAUUACUGGGCUUUGGUGAAACAGAGGCCAAGUUAUAAGAAGGUGAUUGGAAGAUACUUUGAUGGGUGGAAAAGGCAGAAAACACUACUCAAGACAUGGUGCUUUGUCCAAGCCAGAAGCAUGCUGCGACGAUACUGAGGAAAAGCUGUAGCACUAAGGUCUAAGGAUGAGAUAAAACGACUAUAAGCUCAUUCUCAUCACUGCCCAAAAAGCUUCAGGAAAAAAAAAAGAUAGACAAAUAGAUGGUAAGGUUUUGGUGUUGUGGUAUUUCCCAGAUCAGUUUGUAUAAUUGUUUAUAUGUAUGAUAUUCUAUGUAAUUGUCAUAAUAAAGAUGAUUUGAACAAGCCAAA